Trichoplax adhaerens is the source of this 900-nucleotide messenger RNA. RefSeq lists its product as uncharacterized. Gene Ontology annotation, molecular function: protein binding. Lineage: Eukaryota; Metazoa; Placozoa; Uniplacotomia; Trichoplacea; Trichoplacidae. The transcript has a single exon. The annotation marks the transcript as partial. Gene Ontology annotation, cellular component: kinesin complex. The record is from RefSeq and is a predicted model, not a curated record.
AAGAAAUCGUUGGAAAUGAAAUUAAAAUGGUUAGACGAAAAGGAUGCUCGUCUUGCAGAUAGUUAUUAUCAAAUUGGGCGCGUCUACUUCGACUUGUGCAAGCUUGACUUAUGUCGGACUAUAUCGGACAAGUCGCUGCAAAUUCGAUUGUCAGUCCUUGGUCACAAUCAUCCCGAUGUUGCCAACUCCUAUCACAACAUAGGAGAUGUCUAUAGAAGCCUAGGCAAGUACGAUCAGGCUCUGGGUAUGUAUAACAAGUCACUGCAAAUUAGAUUGUCAAUCCUUGGUCACAAUCAUCCUGAUGUUGCCAACUCAUAUAACAACAUAGGAGUUGUCUAUGAUCACCAAGGCAAGUCAGAUCAGGCUCUGGAUAUAUAUGACAAGUCACUGCAAAUUGGAUUGGCAGUCUUAGGUCACAAUCAUCCCUAUGUUGCGAAGUCAUAUAACAACAUAGGAGUUGUCUAUCAUCGCCAAGGCAAGUACGAUCAGGCUCUGGAUAUGUAUCACAAGUCACUGCAAAUUGGAUUGUCAGUCCUUGGUCACAAUCAUCCCUAUGUUGCCAACUCAUAUAAAAACAUAGGAGUUGUUUAUAGAAACCAAGGCAAGAACGAGCAGGCUCUUAAUAUGUAUGACAAGACGCUGCAAAUUCGAUUGUUAGUCCUUGGUCACAAUCAUCCCUAUGUUGCGAAGACAUAUGAUAAAAUAGGAGUUGUCUAUAGAAGCCAAGGCAAGUACGAUCAGGCUGUGGAUUUGCAUGACAAGUCAUUGCAAAUUCGAUUGUCAGUCCUUGGUCACAAUCAUCCCGAUGUCGCCAACUCAUAUAAAAAUAUAGCAGUUGUUUAUCAUUGCCAAGGCAAGUACGAUCAGGCUGUGGAUAUGUAUAAGAAGUCACUGUAUAUC